AUGGACCGUGCUAACCACACCUGGACCCACACCUUCAUCCUUGCUGGUUUCAGCCCCACUGGCACUCUGCGACCUCUUACCUUCAUGGGGAUCCUGUGCAUCUAUCUCCUCACACUUGCAGGGAACUUGUUCAUCAUUGUCCUUGUUCAAGCAGAUUCGGGGCUGUCCACUCCCAUGUACUUCUUUAUCAGUGUCCUCUCCUUCCUGGAACUCUGGUAUGUCAGCACCACAGUGCCCACCUUGCUACAUACCCUGCUCCACGGACGUUCACCCAUCCCUUCGACUGCAUGCUUUGUCCAGCUGUAUGUGUUCCAUUCCUUGGGCAUGACUGAGUGCUACCUGUUAGGUGUCAUGGCUCUGGACCGCUACCUGGCCAUUUGUCGUCCGCUCCACUACCAUGCACUCAUGAGUAGACAGGUGCAGCUGUGGCUAGCAGGGGCCACUUGGGUGGCUGGCUUCUCAGCUGCCCUGGUGCCUGCUGGUCUCACUGCCACUUUACCUUACUGUUUGAAAGAGGUGGCCCAUUACUUCUGUGACUUGGCACCACUAAUGCGGUUGGCAUGUAUGGACACAAGCUGGCACGCUCAGGUUCACGGGGCGGUUAUUGGUGUGGCCACUGGAUGCAAUUUUGUCCUCAUCUUGGGACUCUACGGGGGUAUUCUGAAAGCUGUGCUGAAGCUGCCUUCAGCUGCCAGCCGAGCCAAAGCCUUCUCUACUUGUUCGUCCCACAUGACAGUCGUGGCGCUGUUCUAUGCUUCUGCUUUUACUGUAUACGUGGGCUCGCCUCAGAACAGACCCGAGGGCACCGACAAGCUUAUCGCCUUAGUGUAUGCCCUUCUGACUCCAUUCCUCAACCCCAUCAUCUAUUCCCUUCGCAACAAGGAAGUGAAGGAGGCUGUGAAAAGGGUCAGUGACAAGAUCAGGACUAUGUUGAGGGAAGCCUAA
Molecule: messenger RNA, 945 nt
Organism: Microtus oregoni (creeping vole)
Lineage: Eukaryota; Metazoa; Chordata; Mammalia; Rodentia; Cricetidae
Product: olfactory receptor 6N2-like
Exons: 1
Coding region: 1-945 (314 amino acids)
Biological process (GO): G protein-coupled receptor signaling pathway
Cellular component (GO): membrane
Molecular function (GO): olfactory receptor activity; G protein-coupled receptor activity
Source: RefSeq, a predicted model, not a curated record